AUGGCAAUAGGAAAUUUGCAUAAUAACAGAGAAAGACUAAAAGCAGAGUUAUCAAAAAUAAAGUAUAGGUCUCCAAUAGAUACCCGAGAAUUACCUGAAGGACAUCCAGCAGCAAUUUUUCCUGUCAUUCAUUUCUUAUUUUUAGAAUACUCAGAUCUUGUAAGUAAUUACAUAAGCGAUAUGGGCUAUGAUUUAGCUACUAAAAAUGAUGCAGGAUUUCUAGAAUCUAUCUAUAAAUUGCUGAGAAAUAAAUUUAACUAUGUUCCAAUUUUAAGAGUUGAUCAAUUUUUAUCUUUGAAUUAUGCUGAAAGAAAGAUUUUAAUAGUGCUUGAUAUUGUAAAAUUAGUGAAACAAAAGCAUAAAGAGUUGUUGAGAUUUCAACAGAGACCGAGAAGAGUUGGCAGCAUGACGAGCCAAGAAUCAGAAGAAUUACAGCAGAAAUUAGCAGAAAAACAAGCUAUUGAAAUUCCGUCUGAAAAUUUAAAUUUCCAGGAAGAAAUAAUUGUUGAAGAAAAAGUUGAAGAAGAUGCCAUGCAAACAAUGAAAAGAAGCGAAACAGAAAGUCAGCUUAACCUUGCUUCUGAAAGUCCAUAUCACAAUGAGAUCGAAGACUCAAGCAUAAUGAUAAGGACAGCAAUUGAGGUAAUCCUUAAUUAGUUCAUCAACGCUCUUACAAUGAGAAUUUCCAAAAUUGAAAGUAAAGUUGAAAUAUUUAUAGAAGAAACUGAUGCAAAAAUCCACUUAAUUCAUGGGAAAAUAAAAUCUCUCGAGCAAAGACGCAAAUCAGUAAUAAAAACUCAGAACCUUGUUCAAAAAGCCGUUAAGCGCUACGAAGACCACAUCCAGCCUCCUUCCUCACAAGGCCUCCUUGGACGGCUAGGCCUUUCACAAGAGUUUUUUGACAAGCCAAGGACAUUUUUCUAA
Blepharisma stoltei is the source of this 924-nucleotide messenger RNA. The record is from the annotation of a GenBank genome assembly. Lineage: Eukaryota; Ciliophora; Heterotrichea; Heterotrichida; Blepharismidae.